UCAAAGAUUUUGUGUGACAAAAUCGGCUCCAUGUGGAGGAGGUUAAAGCGAUAGGGUGAGAUCUGAAGCGUCUCAUCUUCACAUCUCUUCUUGCAAUGGCCGCCGGCGGAGACAAACGGGAGGCGGAGGUCCGAGGCAUCACCUCGGAGGAGCUCCGCGCGCACAAUGUGGCCUCCGAUCUCUGGAUCUGCAUCCACGGCAAGGUCUACGACGUCACCGCCUGGGCCGAACACCAUCCCGGAGGCGACCUCCCGCUACUCAGCCUCGGCGGCCGGGACGCCACCGACGCCUUCGUCGCCUACCACCCCGCCUCCGCUUGGUCUCAUCUCGACCGCCAGUGCUUCGUCGGCUUCCUCGUAGAUUACCAUGUCUCCCCCGUCUCCCGCGACUAUCGCCGUCUCCUCUCUGAGAUCUCCCGCUCCGGAUUCUUCGACAGCAAGGGUCUCGUUGCCCCUCUCACCCUCUUGGCCAUGCUCUUCCUCUUCUCCGCCUCCGUCGCUGGCGUCCUAUUCUCCCGUAGCACCGCCGUCCACGCCCUCUGCGGUGGGAUGAUGGGCUUACUCUGGAUCCAGUCCGGAUGGAUGGGUCAUGACUCUGGCCACUACCGGAUCGUGUCCGAUCCGCGCCUCAAUCGCUUUGCGCAGAUCGUCACCGGGAACUGCCUCACCGGCGUCAGCAUCGCCUGGUGGAAGCGGAACCACAAUGCCCAUCAUAUUGCCUGCAAUAGCCUCGACUACGACCCCGAUCUCCAGCACAUGCCAUUCUUCGUGGUCUCCUCCAAACUCUUCGCCUCGUUGACCUCUUGCUACUAUGACAGGAAGAUGAACUUCGAUGCGGUCUCGAGGUUCCUAGUCAGUUAUCAGCACUGGACGUUCUACCCCGUGAUGUGCUUUGCAAGGAUCAACCUUUUUGCCCAAUCCAUCCUCCUCCUCGUCUCAAAGGUGAAUGUAUACAACAGAUGGCAGGAGAUCCUCGGCGUCUCUGUCUUCUGGAUCUGGUUCCCUUUGCUCGUCUCCUGUUUACCGAAUUGGCCCGAGAGGGUUAUGUUUGUUGUCGCCAGUUUUGUUGUUACUGGAAUACAGCAUGUCCAAUUCUGCUUAAACCAUUUCUCCUCGACCGUCUAUGUUGGGCCGCCACAGGGGAACAACUGGUUCGAGAAGCAGACAGUCGGAACUCUGGACAUCUCUUGCUCUCCUUGGAUGGAUUGGUUCCAUGGCGGGUUGCAAUUCCAGACGGCGCACCAUCUGUUCCCUAGGCUGCCGAGGUGCCAUCUCAGGAAGAUCUCACCUUUUGUGAAGGAGCUCUGUAAGAAUCACAAACUGCCCUACUCCAGUGCCUCGUUCUGGGAGGCAAACAAAAUGACAAUUCGGACGCUUAGAGCUGCAGCAUUGCAGGCUCGGGACUUUGCUAAGCCGGUUCCUAAGAAUUUGGUUUGGGAAGCCGUUAACACACAUGGCUGAAAGAUUGUACCGGACUUGAUUUUGUGCUUCUAAUAAGGGAAGAAUGGUUGAUGAUGUUUUCAUCUGGAUAGAUCCCUUAUCUUGUUGAAAGUUCAUACCUCUCUUCUAGCUUUUGUUUUGUAUUUUAUUUCUAGAGUCAAGGUUUUAUCAUUGAAUUCCGCUAUCAUGUUCACUGAGAAGGAAGAAUUAGCUUAGUUCUGCAAGGGAGUUUGCUAAGUUUCAGCGUUAUGUUUUUUUUCUAUAUUCCUAAGUCUUGCCAACUUUUCAAACUUUAUUUCCCUUCUCUAGCUAUGUAAUAGUUCAGAAACAGUUGCCCUCAGUUUAAGAAGUAGAUUUUUUUUCUUCCA
Zingiber officinale is the source of this 1807-nucleotide messenger RNA. Its product is annotated as acyl-lipid (9-3)-desaturase-like. The coding region runs from base 96 to 1460 and encodes 454 amino acids. Gene Ontology annotation, biological process: lipid metabolic process. NCBI's taxonomy places the organism in Eukaryota, Viridiplantae, Streptophyta, Magnoliopsida, Zingiberales, Zingiberaceae. The transcript has a single exon. Gene Ontology annotation, molecular function: oxidoreductase activity, acting on paired donors, with oxidation of a pair of donors resulting in the reduction of molecular oxygen to two molecules of water. The record is from RefSeq and is a predicted model, not a curated record. Gene Ontology annotation, cellular component: membrane.